This is a messenger RNA of Anopheles gambiae (African malaria mosquito), 2659 nucleotides long. RefSeq names its product beta-1,4-galactosyltransferase 2. Gene Ontology annotation, biological process: glycosphingolipid biosynthetic process; carbohydrate metabolic process. The record is from RefSeq and is a predicted model, not a curated record. The transcript has a single exon. Gene Ontology annotation, molecular function: N-acetyl-beta-glucosaminyl-derivative 4-beta-N-acetylgalactosaminyltransferase activity. Lineage: Eukaryota; Metazoa; Arthropoda; Insecta; Diptera; Culicidae. Bases 789 to 1742 code for a protein of 317 amino acids.
UUGUUUUGAUCCCCGGCAAAGUGGGGGUUGUUUUCCCUGCAGUAGUACACACACAGAGGCACACGCUGAGAACGGCACGGCACGUGAAUAUUGGCCAGAGGACGAAAGAAAAGCGGUGGAAAACUGGUCCCCCUCCAUCUCGUGCACACGCCACUGAAACAAAGCAACGCAGAAACAAUAGUGGGAAGUGUGGUGGUGUUUACGCGGUCCGUGCAAUCACCAAGUGUGCCAACAUAGCCGGCUUGGAAAAACCAGGACGACGACACCGCCGCACACACUCCGCGUGCUGUUGUGGGUAGCGCAAUAAUCAUCGUCGCCAUCAUCAUCAUCACCGCCGUUCGGGUUUUUCGGGGAACGAAGCGCAUGCUGUCGGUGCCGCGGUGGUUGUGUUGUUGUUCUUCUUGCCAGUUUUUCGGCACCGCACACCGCAACGAGCAUGCAAAAGUGCACCUGCACUCGCGCUCGCGUGUCAAUCCAGUGCAAUCGAACCGUUCGACGCAUUUAGUAGUGCCGUCCCGCUUCGCCGUCACCCUGUCUGGGUCGUCCAAGUAGUUGGACCUUCUUGUCCCUUCUGUCCCUCACUACGUGCUCAUUUUCCUCACUUUCCUUUACUAAGUUGCCGUUUUCCUCCCAUCUCUCUUUCUCUCUGUCUCUCCCCACCCCCAUCGAACCGGUCACGAAAGUGUGCUGCAGUGGGACAUCUAAUUAUCUGAUACGACAAAAAAAGGGUCUCUCUCUCUCUCUUUGAAGUGAAAAAGGUGGCCAUAAAGCGACUGAUUUACCGCACCAUGAUAACGUUCCGGCUGUCGAACAGCGUUUACGCGUACGUGGGCUACCUGCUGCUGAUGGUGUACUUCCUGUGGCCGGGCCGCUUCGCCAGCCUGUACGAGUACAUCGAGGGCGAAAACAUCUACGAUCAGCUGAUACGCAAGACGACGAAAAACAUCUCGCUGAUGCGUAACGGGUUGCGGUGCGACUACAGUGAAGUCAUCGAGGAGAACCUGUCCCUCUACCGGCCCCCCUACACCGAGGACAUCAUCAACAACAAUGUGCGGCUGGGCGGGGAGUACUAUCCGGAGGAUUGCCUGCCGAGCUUCAGCACGGCCAUUAUCGUGCCGUACCGGCAGCGCGAACGGCAGCUCAACCAGUUCCUCAUCUACAUGCACAACUAUCUGCGGAGGCAGCGCAUUCACUACCGCAUCUUCGUCAUCGAGCAGUACGACCCGAAACCGUUCAAUCGGGCGAAGCUGUUCAACAUUGGCGCAAUGAUUGCGAUCGGAUUCGACUACCCGUGCCUGGUGCUGCACGACGUCGACCUGAUGCCGAUGAAUCUGGGCCAUCUGUACGCGUGCUCGCGCAAACCGCGCCACAUGUGCUCGAGCCUGGACGAGUUCCGGUACAAUCUGCCCUACCGGGGCCUGUUCGGCGGGGCGGUAGCGAUCGAGUCGAGCGUGUACCUCAACGUCAACGGCAUGUCGAACAUGUUCAGCGGCUGGGGCGGCGAGGAUGACGAUCUGUACGGGCGGCUGCAGAACAAGCAGAUUGAAAUCUGUCGCUUCAGCCCAACGUACAGCCAGUACUCGAUGCUGAAGCACCGGAAGGAAACGCCGAACAAGGACCGGGUAGCGUUUCUCCGGAACGGCAAGCAGCGCUACCACACGGACGGGUUGAACUCGCUCGUCUACAAGCAGGUCGGCUUCAAGCUGCACAACCUCUUCACGCACGUGCUGGUGGAAACUUAAGUUAGGGAAGGGAACAGUGAAGGUUAAGAGUUAGGAAGGAUUGUUUUUGGUGACAGUUGGAGGUUUUUGCGGGAAAUUCUCGUUCACUGCUUCUACUACUAGUUCCGUUUCCCGUAGGUGUUCAGUUGCAUUCCCUAGCCGCGAUAGGACACAAAUGCAUGCACAACGAUGUAUUAUUUAGUGUUUAGUGAAUUUAGCGAAGCUUUAUUAGUUGUUUCAAGGUUUUAAACAGUCCGUUCGUUUGUUUUUCUACAUUUAAUCGCUUAUUACGAUAGUGCAGAUCGAGGGAGAAGUAAGCUAAUAUUGCCUUAAUAACGACAAAAAAAAGAACGACAUUAAGCAGCGCAUAAUGUUGGAUCGCAAACGUUUUACAAUUAAUUCACGCGCUACUAUUAGCUCCCAAAGGAAGCAGAGCAGGGGAUUAAAUAAGCAAUACCAAAAAAAAGGGAAGAAGAAAUGGAAGCUAACAUUAUUAAAUGCUCCUAAGCGAACAAGCGCAAUUACAAAACACGUGGUGUGUGUGUGGUUCGAUGGGCAAAUCGAAGAGCACGUGUUUCGUUGAGUUUUUCCAAAAUAGCAACACACACACAUACACACCGUUUGUGCUAGCAAAUUACGAGCGCGACUAGAGAUAGAGAACUUUUUCCUAUUUAUUAAUACACCCCUUCCCAGUAGGGUAGCGCACUAGGGCGAGCUAGGGCGAAAGUUACUAGAAAUUAAACAAACAAACAAAACAAAAAAAAACGUAAGAAAAAUCAAACAAAAAAUACAACCUUAAAAAUGCAUAGUUUGUAAGUAGGUACACAGUUUUACAAAUUCCAAUUGAAGAAGCAAAAGAGAACAAAAGCAAAACACCUUAAAAGAGCAUAUAGACUCUUACCCCCCAAUACACACACCAAAAAAAAAGAAAAACAAAA